UUAACGCUUAAUUUCCAUGCAUAAAAGGGUGGGAAAAAAAACUUCAAGAAGCCUUCUUUACUAAUUUCUUUUGUUGAUUCCUACAAAUAGGUUUCGAAAGAUUUCUACAUUGAGCUUUGGGAAGAUAAUAUAGUUCAAUUCACCUUCUUGCUUUGCACUUCCAUGAAGAAAAUAGAGUUGAAGGUUGGCAUUCACUGCCAGAAAUGCAAAACAGAGGUGUUGAAGGCAGUUACAAAACUUACAGGUAUAGAUCAAGUAUCAGUGGAUGCUGAAAAGGGGACCCUAACUGUAAUUGGAAAUGUUGAUCCAGUUUGUGUGACAACCCAAGUGAGAAAGACUGGAAAAGUAGUAGAACUAAUCAGUGUUGGUCCACCAAAGAAAGACACAAAACCUCAACCUCAACCUCAACCUAUAUGUUUUCCUCCUUGUUGUAAGGAAUGCCAGCUUGUAGGCAUCACCUCUGUUCCCUAUGAUGGUGGAUCAUCUUGCUCCAUUCUGUAAGAGAUAAAAUCAUCUUCUUUUUUUUUAUUUCAUUUUCUUUUUUUUGUUUUGGUCAUAGGAUAUGUUUAUGUUGUGUUGGUAGACAAGUGUGAGAUUAUUUGCAACUAGUUUAUGAUUAUUAUCUUGUUCCAUUUUUUUUAUUAUUUAAAACUUAAUGUGUGUCAAGUUUUGGAAAAACUCUUUGUACAAUUUCGUUCAAUUAUAGCAUGAUUUAUUGUUUGCUCCAAUAUUAUGUUUGAUCACCGC
Messenger RNA from Camellia sinensis, 747 nucleotides. Its product is annotated as heavy metal-associated isoprenylated plant protein 43-like. Gene Ontology annotation, molecular function: metal ion binding. NCBI's taxonomy places the organism in Eukaryota, Viridiplantae, Streptophyta, Magnoliopsida, Ericales, Theaceae. The record is from RefSeq and is a predicted model, not a curated record.